UGUUCUUUUUCUACGGUGCGGAGCCGCGGCGGAGAACCCUAGAGGCAGUCUUCUUCCGAGGGUUGUUUGAAGCCCGUGCGAAGAAAAACGAGUGGAUAGAUUUAAUACCGUUCAUUUUCCUCUUUCUCUUAAUGUUAUUCAACCAGGAUAUCUUGAUGGACGACCAAGGCGCGCUAGGAAUUCAAAACUGGGGAAGGUAUUACCGACCGCCGCCAUUAAAGGGAAACCUUGGCCUGCAACUAAUGCCCAAUGUUGGAGAACGCAUGACGAUGUCCUUUCUCUCCGACGGCCAUGGUGGCAGCUAUCCCCGUCGGGAAUGCGGCAUUCCCGAUUCUUUCUUUCCCAAAAGAGCCGUUUUUUCUCCAAAAGGCAUCCCUGAGCUCUCCUCAAUGCCGAUUGACUGUGCACGGGACACUUGGUACCAUAAUAAUGAUGAUAACGGUAAGAUUUUUCAUGUCUUCACAGGUAACCAUCAACAACACUCAAACAGCUACGGAGCACUUAUACCUGAAGCCACUGUGUCCUCUGCUGGACCCAGCGCCCAUACACUCCAGAUGCUGCAGCCGGUGGAUCCUCCAACGCAGGAAAAAGUAGCUGUCUUUCAGGAUCCUGAUGUUCCUCAGGUGGAGGCUGUCCCCUCGAAGAAGAGGUCCAAGGGCCAGGCUCGCCCCGUGAAGGACUCAAAGCAGAAAACAGCCAAAAAGGCUGUUGCAAACAGGGAAGAGUCUGCCAACUCUUCAGGGAGAAGGAGAUCUGCAAAUAAGAACUUGGAUAUGGUGAUUAAUGGGAUUGAUUUAGACUUGUCAGGAAUUCCUGCACCACUCUGUACUUGUACCGGCCAACCUCAGCAGUGCUAUAGGUGGGGUGCCGGUGGGUGGCAGUCAGCUUGUUGCACCACGAGCAUGUCCAUGUAUCCGUUGCCAAUGAGUACUAAGAGGAGAGGGGCUCGCAUUGCUGGGCGCAAGAUGAGUCAGGGUGCCUUCAAGAAAGUGUUGGAGAAGCUUGCAGGUGAAGGUCAAGAUUUCAGUAACCCAAUUGAUCUGAAACCUUUCUGGGCUAAGCAUGGUACCAAUAAGUUUGUGACAAUUAGGUAAUGAUUUGAGUAGUUUCUCGGCUUUGGUAAGGUUCACCAUUGAUGUGAGUCUGUUCUUUUGUUAUGCUUAUAAACUUGAAGCCCCUUUCUAAGGAUCAUGUGUCAGGGUGUAGCACUUAAUUUUGUUCAUGCAUAUCUAACAUGAGUUUUAUGGUCAAAAACUUUCUGGCUAA
Phalaenopsis equestris is the source of this 1266-nucleotide messenger RNA. Its product is annotated as barley B recombinant-like protein A. The transcript has 2 exons. Gene Ontology annotation, molecular function: sequence-specific DNA binding; DNA-binding transcription factor activity. Gene Ontology annotation, cellular component: nucleus. Gene Ontology annotation, biological process: response to ethylene. Lineage: Eukaryota; Viridiplantae; Streptophyta; Magnoliopsida; Asparagales; Orchidaceae. The record is from RefSeq and is a predicted model, not a curated record. Bases 132 to 1094 code for a protein of 320 amino acids.